AUUGUCACAUGUGGUUUUGCACCACACCACAUUGUUUUUCAUUAAAGAUAUUAUUAGUUCUAGUAAUAUUUUCUUAUAGGUCUUUAGUUGUAUUUAAAUUUGUUCAACUAACUUAGUUAAUUAUGGAUUUUGUACAUUUGUAUAAAAGUGCCGCCGAAACUAAUGUUAAAUUAAUAAAUACAGAGGACAAACUUGGGAAAUCAAAAAGAAAAAAAAUGAAAUCAAAUUUAGUAACACCUAACACAGAAGUUGAAAUGAAUACAGACGAGAACCAACCCAUGAACAAUGUUUCAAAUAAAAAGGCUAGAAAAAAAGACAAAGUGAAAUCAGCACAAGUCUAUAAUAAUUCGGAGAGUGUCAUUAAUACAGACAUGGGUGAAAUAAAACCCAAAAAAAGAAACAAGUCUGUUAGUUUUAUGCUGGAUGACAAGGAAGAGGUUGUUGUUAAAAAAACUAAGUCAGAUAUGACAGGUAAUCAUAAACAAAGUAUAAUUAAUAAUCAAAAUAACCCUAAAAAACAAAAAAAGAAUAAAAAGACUGGAGAGGGAGUAGAAAAUGAUGUUGAAAUAAAUAAGAAAAAUAUUCCAUCAAUUUCAAACUCACAUCAAACUACGAACUUGAAAAGGAACAUAUCAGAAAAAUUAGAUAAUGAAGAUAGUGAUCCUACAAAAAGGAAAGUAAACAAAAAAAUAAAGAAAAACUUCAAAGGUAAAGAAUUAGGUGAUAGCAAUAAUGUAAAUAUAAAUCUAAUAAAUAAAACUCAGGAAACAAAUGAAAACAAAAAAAUAAUGAAGCAAAAUAAAGAAAUCGAAGCAAAUGUUGGUACAAGCACAACUGAUAUCAAACCAUCAGUUGAAACGAAAAAGUCUAAGAAAAGAAAACACCUCAAAAGUGCACAAAAUAAUGAAACUGAAAUUGACCAAGAUGAGUCCAAAAUAAAUGAAAACAAACCUGAGGUCAUUGCAGAAGAUCUUGAAAACCUUAGUAUUGGAGAUAACACACACACCUUAUCAAACCUCCUUGAUGAAAUGACUGUAGUUGACAAAAAGAAACAAAAGAAAAACAAAAUUAAGAAAAAGAAAGACAAGCAACCAGCAGCAGAGGUUGAAGCUGAAAUUGAAGGAAGUAAACAGAAAGAGAUAUGGCAGAAAAAAAGAUGGAACAAAGGAAAGAAAGGAAAAGAUGACCCUGAUAAAGGCUUGCAUCCUGUAAAUGUAGAAAACUUACCUUUGAGUAUAAUUUUAAGCUAUAAGAAAUUGUUAGCUGAACAUUUUGCACAGUGCGGAACUGUACGUAGAGUUGGUAUUGCUCACAUAUACCCGUCUGAGAGUACCAAGCCAGUUUUCAACACAACAGUUUAUUUUGACAAUGCAGCUGAUGCUACAAAGGCAUUGGAAGAAGACAACUCGUCUUUCGAAGGCUCCACCAUCAGGGUGUUGCGACCAUUCCCUGCGACAGAGACAACUGCGGUGGUGCGCACUUAUGGCCCACUCUCCGAACAGAUCAUAAGCACCAUGUUCAGUAAUGUGGGACGUAUACGAAGAAUCAGACAUAUUAUCAAGGCAAAGAAAUCAAUGUCGACGGCGUUCGUGGAAUUGGACGAACCUGAGGCGGUGGAGCGCGCCAUCAAAAUGGCCGAAGAGGUCCGAGUCGGAGGCAAGAAGGUGCACGUGUCCAAGUUCCAGCUGCAGCAGAAGCCGAAGAAAGAUAAGAAAAAACAAAACGUAAUAGAUAAAGUUGAUGAAAAGAAAUCAUCAGAUAAUGAUGAUGAGGACAGUGACAAUUCAAAUGAUUAAGUGACAUUUUAUAAUCUAUUUUUUUACUGCAUUGUCGCAAUUCAGCUGGACAACAUUUCUUUAACUUUCUGUGUAAACUAUUUUGAAAAUGAUGAUAAUUUUGUGUUAUGAUUGUGACUUUUAUAUUGCGUUUGUACAAAUUAUGUACCUCUGA
Papilio machaon (common yellow swallowtail) is the source of this 1950-nucleotide messenger RNA. RefSeq names its product homeobox protein 3. The record is from RefSeq and is a predicted model, not a curated record. The coding region runs from base 123 to 1796 and encodes 557 amino acids. Gene Ontology annotation, molecular function: RNA binding. The transcript is spliced from 4 exons. Lineage: Eukaryota; Metazoa; Arthropoda; Insecta; Lepidoptera; Papilionidae.